This is a messenger RNA of Plasmodium falciparum 3D7, 3174 nucleotides long. It is a transcript of the gene VP2, whose product is annotated as V-type K+-independent H+-translocating inorganic pyrophosphatase. Gene Ontology annotation, cellular component: endomembrane system; membrane. NCBI's taxonomy places the organism in Eukaryota, Apicomplexa, Aconoidasida, Haemosporida, Plasmodiidae. The record is from RefSeq and is a predicted model, not a curated record. Gene Ontology annotation, molecular function: inorganic diphosphate phosphatase activity; diphosphate hydrolysis-driven proton transmembrane transporter activity. Gene Ontology annotation, biological process: proton transmembrane transport.
AUGGUAAUGCUACCACUUCAUGAAAAUAGUUCAACUAUCAGAAAAAAAUAUAAGAAGAAUAAUAAAUUUUUCGGAGGUGAAACAUCUGUAAAGAAUUUUUUGGAAAGAUAUUCUUUUACAAAUAAAAAAGACAAUAAAAAAAAUGAGAAAGGAACAAAAUUAAAUAUUCUAAAAUAUAUGAAAUUAUAUAUGCAAAAACCUGUAAAACAUCGUAUAACAUUUAAUAUAAUUGUAUUCACGUUGUUUUUAGUUAUAAUAUAUAUUUUUUAUCACAAAAUUGAAAAUAUUAAAACAGUAUUCUUAAUAAGUUUAACAUUAUACAGUUUGUAUUUCUUAUUAUUUUCUCUUUAUAUGUUAAGUACUAUAUUAAAUGAUGAAUAUGGGGAUUAUAAUACAUUGAAAAAAUAUGAUAUGACUAACAAUAUAUACAUGAAUGACAACGAAUUAAAUUUAAUAAAUGAUAAAAAUGAUGUUCAACAAAUAAACAAUUCACAAAAUAAUAAUGAUAAUUAUGUACAUCAAAUGACUAAUGACCAUAAUAUUCAAAAAAAAGAAAUAAAGAAAGAAUAUGAAAAAUUAAAAUAUGAUAAUCAUAAUAAUAAUGAAAAUAAUCUUAUAAAUCCAUAUAAUUUAGAACAAAAUAAUCAAACUUUCAAUCAGCAUAUUUCGAAUGAAUAUGAAAAAAAUAAUAUAAAUCUUAUUCACACUAAAAAUACAAACAAUGAUAAUAAAGGAGAUAUGAAAAAUGAAAUUGGAACAAAUGAAGGGUAUGAAAUUUCUUCUUUUGAUAGUAUAGGAAUACCAAUAAAAGAAGGAUCGGAAGGAUUUUUUACAGUUCAGUAUAAUUCUAUAUUUAAAAUAUCCAUAGUUUUUACUUUAUUAAUUUUAUCUUUAUAUAUUAUAAGAGGUGAAGAUACCAAAUUACCCCAAGGAGAUAAUCAAAUGACUGAUAUGAUGAACAACAACAACAACAACAACAAUAAUAAUAAUAAUAAUAGUAGUAGUAGUAAUGGUACUAUUAUUAUUUCGUCAUAUGCUUAUGGUAUUAUAACUGCCAUAUCUUUCCUAUUAGGUGCCCUGUGUAGUUCCAUUGCAGGAUAUAAUGGUAUAUAUGUUGCUGUACGUGCUAAUGUAAAAGUUGCUAAAGCAGCCACCUAUUCAUAUAAGAAAGCUUUAAUAACAUGCUUUAGAAGCGGUGCUGUUAGUGCUAUCGUUAAUGUUGCACUUGCUAUUUUUGGUAUAUGCUCACUCUUAUUAUUAGUUAAUAUCCUAUAUCCAACUUUAGCCUUUUCUAAAUAUCCUUUAUUAAUUGUUGGAUAUGGAUUCGGAGCUUCCCUAGUUGCUAUGCUCUAUCAACUAGCUGGUGGUAUCUAUACCAAAGCUGCCGAUAUUGGAGCUGAUCUAGUAGGAAAAGUUGAAAAACAUAUACCUGAAGAUGAUCCUAGAAACCCAGCUGUCAUAGCUGAUCUAGUUGGUGAUAAUGUUGGAGAUUGUGCAGGACAAUGUGCUGAUUUAUUUGAAUCCAUAUGUGCUGAAAUUAUUGCAUCCAUGAUACUAGGGGGAAAUUUAUCAGAAAAUGGAAUAAUAUCCGAACAGACAGCUAGCUAUUUUGUUCUAUUCCCAUUAUUUGUACAUUCUAUGGAUUUGCUUAUAUCAACAAUUGGUAUCUACUUAGUAUCUGUUAAAAAUAACAAUGAACCCUUUUCUACAUUAAAUUUGGAAUGUAACACGAAAAUUAUAGAUAAAAAAGACAUAAACUAUUUUAAUAAUAUAAAUUCAAAUAUGCAUGUAGAAGAAUCAGCAAUGCAACCUCUUAAUAAUAAUAAUAAAGAAGAAUCUGAUUUAUUAUAUGCAAAAUAUGAUUGUGAUGUUACAUCGGAACAAUUAGAAAAUCCUUUAAAAGCAAUGUUGAAAGCAUAUUUUUUUACGUGCUCACUUGGAGUUGUGGGAUUUUCAUUUUUAUGUAAACUUCUUUUUUCAUUAGAUAAUGCAAAAAAUGCAUGGAUAUAUUUUUCUUUUUGUGGAUUUAUUGGUAUGGCAUGUUCUUAUUUAUUUGUUAUUUUGACAAGAUACUAUACAGAUUAUUCAUAUCCAAAAGUUAAAAAAAUAGCUCAUGCUUCUUUAAGUGGAUCUGCAACCAAUAUAAUAGCAGGUUUGUAUGUAGGAUUAGAAUCUACUUUUUUCCCAGUCAUUGUAAUAUCUAUAUCAUUAUUGUUAUCUUAUUAUUUAGGAUUAAAGAGUAAUAUAACAGGAGAUCACAAUAUUAUAAAUGGUCUAUAUGGUACAUCUGUUGCAACAAUGGGUAUGCUUUCAACAGCUGUUUUCAUUCUCAGUAUGUCAAAUUUUGGUCCAAUAGCUGACAAUGCAGGAGGUAUAGUAGAAAUGUGUAAACAACCGAAAUAUGUACGUGUUAUAACAGAUAAACUAGAUGCCGUUGGUAAUGUAACAAAAGCUAACACAAAAGGAUUUAGUGUAGGUUCGGCUGCACUUGCAUGCUUUCUCCUUUUUUCAGCUUUUCUAAGUGAAGUGUCAGUACAUUCAAAAAUGCCAUUUUCAACAGUUGAUAUUGCUAUCCCAGAAGUUUUUAUUGGUGGUAUAUUAGGAUCAGUAGUUGUUUUUCUUUUUGCAGGAUGGUCCUUAGAUGCAGUAGGAAAAACAGCUGAAGAAGUUUUGAAAGAAGUUAGGAGACAAUUUAAUGAACAUCCAGGAAUUUUAACAUAUAAAGAAAAACCAGAUUAUCAUACAUGUGUUGCAAUUAUUAGUAAAAGAGCAUUAAUCGAAACAAUAAAACCUGGACUUUUAGGUGUGCUUUCUCCAAUUAUUGUUGGUUUAAUAUUUAAGCAAUUAGGAAUAUUACAAAAUAAUCAACUUUUAGGAGCACAAGCAAUGGCUUCCUUUAUUAUGUUCUCUACCUCCACCGGUAUACUUAUGGCACUAUUUCUAAAUAAUGCAGGAGGAGCAUGGGAUAAUGCUAAAAAAUAUAUUGAAUCGGGUUAUUAUGGAGGAAAAAAUAGUCAAGCACAUGUAUCUAGUGUAAUUGGAGAUACUGUUGGUGAUCCAUGUAAAGAUACUGCUGGACCAUCUAUUCAUGUUCUCAUAAAACUUAUAUCUACUAUAACAAUGGUGAUAACUCCAUUAAUUGCAUCUACUACAACAAAGAGUGUCUAUUCAUGA